UCCAUGAUUCUAUGAUUCUAUAAAACAGAAAAGUUCCUGUCCAUGGAAUUUGGCAUGGCCCAGUGUGCACCAAGAAGCAAAGAACCACGCGCGGGGUUCCUCCAACCAGACCAAAGGAGGCAGCAGGAUGGAAGGAUGCUGGGGAAGGGCCGUGGGUGAAAUGAAUCUGUCCCAUGUGGAUGCAAAUGAGUUCUGUUUUAGAGAGAUGCAUGAGAUGGAGUCAUUCCUGAAGGAGACCUCCAAAGUAGAGUGUAGGGCUGGGACUGUCUGAGCUGUUCUUUUCUUUUUGCCAGGCAUCCCUCAGUCAUCUCACUGUUCGGCAGAAAGAGCUGAGUGCUUCUUGCCAGCCUUGCAGACAACUUCCAGUCUGAAUCCACCUCGCUGUGACCUCAUUGUGGACCAGUACCAACCCGCUGCAAAGGGGGGCAUGCAGCCUCUGGUUCUGCUCAGACCAUCACAUGGAACAGGGCUGAAGGAGGAGGAGCAAAAGAGGAAUCAGGUGAAGCUAAUGACACUGGCAGGACUGCUUUUCCUGUUUUUUGACAGCCGCCCCUGCUAGUAGGAAACACUUUGAAUCAAUGGACAACUAUGGACAAUAAUCAUGGAGAACUAUGGUGGACUGCUAUGGAGAACUGCUACGGACAGCUAUGGAGAACUGCUAUGGACAACACAGACAACAACUGUGGAGAACUACUAUGGGCAACACAGACAACAACUGUGAAGAACUACGGUGGGCAGCAACUAUGGUCGAAAGCAAGGGACAACAGCCAUGAAACUCUUUGUGAGUACUGACAAGAAAGGGGAAUCUUGCAUUCAAAGCAUGAGGCCUACAUCUGGGGUAAGCAUUGAGCUCUUGUUUCCCAGAAAGCCUCUGAUCCUUCAGUUUGGGGCUGAUGAUGCCUAGAGCUGUUCACGAUGGAUUCCCAGGAGUGCAGGCACCAAAGCACCAUCAAGAGUCUGAAAACAAGGCCAAGGCAGAGACUGCGAGCUCUUUGACGUCACAGUCUAUCUCAUUGGAUCUCCUCCACAAGUUCAGUCCCUAACCACCAGCAGUGAUAUCAGAAACCUAUGGCCAUGGAGGGGCCACGCAGGCAGCUCCACCUGCACUCGGGGCUGUGGCUGCGAGAGCACGGGUGUGAGAUGAAGCUGGUCCACUUGAAGACAGAGGGGGAAUGGGCCUCUUUUCCCCUUGGACAGCAUCCAAAUUUGCUAUCUUUCCUUCUGCAGCUCAGCUCCCUCCCCAGUCCCAACCAAUGGCAAUGUCAACUGAGAUUAGGGCAAGCUGUUACUAGUGUAUAAAAAUCCGUGGGCAGACUUUGGCCUCACUUCCUACUCAUUGUUCAGGGAAGCCCAAAGCAAAACCUUCAGCUGCCGCCAUGGUGCACUGGUCUGCUGAGGAGAAGCAGCUCAUCACCGGCCUCUGGGGCAAGGUCAAUGUGGCCGACUGCGGGGCUGAAGCCCUGGCCAGGCUGCUGAUUGUCUACCCCUGGACCCAGAGGUUCUUUGCAUCCUUUGGGAACCUCUCCAGCCCCACCGCCAUCCUUGGCAACCCCAUGGUCCGCGCCCACGGCAAAAAAGUGCUCACCUCCUUUGGGGAGGCUGUGAAGAACCUGGACAACAUCAAGAAGAGCUUUGCCCAGCUGAGCAAACUUCACUGCGAGAAGCUGCAUGUGGACCCCGAGAACUUCAGGCUCCUCGGGGACAUCCUCAUCAUCGUCCUGGCCUCCCACUUCGGCAAGGACUUCACUCCUGCCAGCCAGGCUGCCUGGCAGAAGAUGGUGCGUGUGGUGGCCCAUGCGCUGGCCCACGAGUACCACUGAGCCCCACAGCCACCUGGAGAUGCUCCCGGCGUCCUCGGGGUCUGCUGGGCUGUAACUGCCAAAUAAACACCACUGCUGCAGUCAG
Numida meleagris (helmeted guineafowl) is the source of this 1905-nucleotide messenger RNA. RefSeq names its product hemoglobin subunit beta/beta'-like. Bases 1377 to 1820 code for a protein of 147 amino acids. The transcript is spliced from 3 exons. The record is from RefSeq and is a predicted model, not a curated record. Gene Ontology annotation, cellular component: blood microparticle; haptoglobin-hemoglobin complex; hemoglobin complex. NCBI's taxonomy places the organism in Eukaryota, Metazoa, Chordata, Aves, Galliformes, Numididae. Gene Ontology annotation, molecular function: organic acid binding; peroxidase activity; oxygen binding. Gene Ontology annotation, biological process: hydrogen peroxide catabolic process; oxygen transport.